UUCGCACGCAGCUUUAUGAUAAAAGCUAAAUUAUCAGGUUUAGUGGUGCAGUACAAGACAAGGAGCAGUGUGAAGCAACAACCUCUGUCGAUGAGUUGGUUAUUCACAUCCAUAUGGCUCUUCUACAAAAUCAGAAGCUUCAUUAUUCACUACGUCCAGUACUUUUGUAUAUUAGUAGUGAGUUGGGAAGUGGGGCUGCGAUAUGGCAUAUGGGGGCUAUUGGUGGUAGCCCUAGGCAUAGCUCUUACCCCAGAGAAAUUUAAAAAUAUUAUAUGGUUUGCACGCGAGAAGCAGAUGGCUGAGAUGUCCUCCUCUUCUAAGGUCAACUUGCCACAUGUAAACUGGUCUGGGUUUAUUAACCAGGUUAUUCAUCAGCUGUGGCCGUUAGUCACUAUUUACAUGGAGAACUGCCUAAGAAACACUGUUGAACCUAAAAUCAACGAAUAUUUAGAAAGGUGGAAAAUCCUCACAUUUAAGUUCAAGAUGAACGGUGUGUUGCCUGAUGUACCUUAUGUUGAGGAUGUGAGGGUUUAUAGUACGUUCAUAAGUGGAGACAUCCUCCUCGAGGUUCAUUUUCGAUACACGGGGAACUUUCCUUUCUCAGCAAUUAUUGCAAGAGUCGAGUGGGGUGGAAACGCACACAUACAGAUCACUGGAAAAAUAAAAAUAAUACUAAAGCAUCUAUUACCUCACCCACCAUUUGUGAGACAUGUAUGCAUUGUCCCUGUCAGCCCUGAUGUUACAUUUAAUUUUACUGGUAUAGCAUGUUUCCUACCUGAUUCCAUUCACAAGAAACUAAUAGAUACUGUGAAAGAAGCCUGGCCUGAAGAGCCAUAUGAUAUUCCAGUGGUGUAAAAUGCUCUUAAGUGUAGAAGACAAAUUACCAACACUAGAGAUUCAUCAAGCUUACGGUACUGAACACCUGCUCCCAGGCUGAGGGACUGAUUACCUCAUCUUCUAUCUCUUCAGUCCUCUGUAUUGCAUUGAUAUUAUUAUUAUUAUUCCAAUCAAACCUAAGCACUAAACCCACAAGGGUCAUACAGCAUAUUGUAUUGACAAAGCCACUGGUUGGCAAACAUCUACAGAGUAAAGAUACCCCAGUUGUUGCA
This is a messenger RNA of Cherax quadricarinatus, 1109 nucleotides long. Its product is annotated as extended synaptotagmin-3. Lineage: Eukaryota; Metazoa; Arthropoda; Malacostraca; Decapoda; Parastacidae. Gene Ontology annotation, cellular component: endoplasmic reticulum membrane; extrinsic component of cytoplasmic side of plasma membrane. The record is from RefSeq and is a predicted model, not a curated record. Gene Ontology annotation, molecular function: phosphatidylcholine binding; phosphatidylinositol binding; calcium-dependent phospholipid binding.